UUUUUGAUAUACGUGUGUACGGCUAAAGUAUCAUUUUUAUUUUGAUCGAGAGGAGCAAACACUUUGGAUGCCUUGUGCACAUUAAUGCCACGUAAUACACCGAUGUAUAAAUUACCUACGAUGAAAAUGUACCAUCCUUCUGCAAUGACGUACAUACACGUCCACUACGCGUACGGCGGAGGAUAGACCGAUAGAGGAGCGGGAGAUUUUGCGCAUGGAAAGGUUUCUAUGAAUUUUGUGAUGAACUUCGUCACAAACUUUGUUUACAUUUGAAUGAACAAAAACCCAUCAAAGAUGAAGUGAGUUACGCAAUGGAGCUAUAGCUCAAUGGUUACGCGUAAAUGGAGGAACAGGUUCAGAGAGAACCGAAAGCGUGCCUUGUCUUGCUAUGUGGCCUACCGGGCGCAGGCAAAACAUCCCUUGCUGUGGCGCUGAUGAAGAAGAAAUCGAUUGGUCAUCAUCAUCUCGCCAAAAACUCAUCUCUUGCAUCUGUGGAUGAAUGCCCAGGCGUAGCUGCCUGUCAUCUCUGCUACGAUGACGUCAUCCCUAGACAACUUGAGAUGCAGAUGGAAGGAGGAGAGAGUCCUUACUUCAAUGAGUCCACCAAUCAGAGUUCAUCAGUGUCGCCAUGGAAGGCCUACAGACAAGAGAUACUCCGUUGUGUGGAUGGCAUCCUGGCAAGAUUGAAGUCCAACAAAACAUUGGAUGCAACAACUGUCGUGGAUGAACUGCAAGACAUCUCCCAAUGUGGAAGAGAAGUGUGGAGCAAAAUUCUGACGUUAAUUCAAGACCAAAUCAAUGCCAAGAAGGAACAGAAUCCAAGACGCACAUCAUCUGUGGUCCUCUUUAUUGAUGACAACAUGUACUAUCGGAGCAUGAGACAUGAAUAUUACCAGGUGGCAAAGAAAUACAGUGUAGGGUUUUGUCAAGUCUAUCUGCGGUGCAACACAGAGGUAGCCGUGGCAAGAAAUAGUCAGCGUCGUCAUGGCAUCCCAGAGGAAACAAUCAGGAGAAUGGCCAGCAGAAUCGAGGCACCAGACCGGCAGGUUGCAUCAUGGGAGAAGCAGAGCAUACACAUCGAUUCAGAAGACUCGGAGAAGGAAACCACACUGUCUGCAAUAUGGGAUCUCAUUACCAAAGCUUUGCUGGAUCCUGUUUUACCCUUGGAAGUGGUAAAUGCUGAAGAGAAGGAGGCGAGUCGUGCAGCAUGCGCUUCUAGCAUCCUCCACCAGGCUGAUCAGUCGCUCAGGAAGUGUGUCACUGAAGCAGUGACAUCUGCCAAAGAUGGAGGGUUACUUACCAGGGCGGAGCUCAAGGCCCUUGGGUCUAAAGUCAAUAAUGUACGGCAGGCCGUGCUUCAGAAGAUCCGCGAUGGUGAGGUGCAGCCACCGCCGCUUGCUGCUAUGGCAACGGACGACACUGAGCAAUGGAGGAACUUUGAUGCGUUCAUCCGGGACUUGUUUGAGAAAGCGCAGCAGACGAGGUGACAAAGACACAAACCCUUUUGAGAAGUUCAAGGAAAUUGCCUCAACGCCACAUGAGCAACAACGACCUCUGUCUCUGAUGUGGAAGGUGCAAGUUCAGAAAAGUGUGAUGACACUGUAGUUUUUAAGCCAUCGACAGAUUGCAGAAGUAUUAUCCGUUGGCUCCGUACAGAAGUACCCCCUCAAUGGUAAAAAAAGAAAGAGUUGGGGGAGACCACUGGCAGAGACAUUCGAACGCACUGCUGACGCCGCCUGACGCUCACAUGAAGAUGCUAGGUACCAAAUGGACACUAGGCCGGCUCUCUGGGACCAGCAAAUACACCAACCAAUCACAGACAAGCA
Patiria miniata (bat star) is the source of this 1826-nucleotide messenger RNA. RefSeq names its product L-seryl-tRNA(Sec) kinase-like (gene pstk). Gene Ontology annotation, molecular function: tRNA binding; kinase activity. Lineage: Eukaryota; Metazoa; Echinodermata; Asteroidea; Valvatida; Asterinidae. Bases 342 to 1487 code for a protein of 381 amino acids. The transcript has 7 exons. The record is from RefSeq and is a predicted model, not a curated record.